ACAGUUGUAACUCCAAAACAGAGUAGGACAGAUAGAAAGAAUGGGGAAGAGAUUCCAGUUGCCCAAGCUCUCCCGAGUGAUCCCAUCAUCUUUAUACUACUGCCGUUCCAAAAACCUCGACGACACCUAUCCUUCUUCCCAUCCCGCCCCUAUUUCCUCCUUCCACCGCCUUGUCUCCGCCUCCGCCGCUCAUCCCCUGCCUCCGCCGCCAGAUCAUCCCAGCAGCAGCAAGCCACGUGACUCCUCCUCUUCCAUCAAGCGCCACGUGUCCUCCACCAUCACCUCCGUCGGCUGCGGCUGCGCCUCCAAAUCCACCGCCUCCGCCCCGCCUCCGAGGAGGAGGCACGUGCUCCGAUGGGAAGAGGAGGACAAAUGGCACGUGGCUGUCGCUAGCAAUCACGUGAUCGAGCCCCCUGCCUCGAAGAAGGCAGCGUCUAAACGGCGCGUGAAGAAGAAGAAAACGACGAGGAUCCGGAUCUCGACUUCCUCCGCCGACACUGCGGGACUCUUCAGCAGCGAAUUAGGAGGUCCGGAGGACCACGACGAGGGCGAGGAAAUGGAGGCGACGCUGGUGUCAUCCUGUAGAAGCUUCUCCACCGACGAAGACGAUGACGUGGCAGACUCCUCCCCUCAGUUGAAGACCAUCAGCGAGACAGUACUAUUUGGCGCCGCGACGAGGAGGAAGGACAGACGAGGAGCGCGCAGGAGGCGGCGGAGGAAGGUUGCGGCGGCAGGGGAGGUGGGGUCGCCGGCGAGGCAGUCGCGGUUCUCCCAGUGGGUGAUGCCGUGCAGGGUGGAAGGGAAAGUGAAGGAGAGCUACGCGGUGGUGAAGAGGUCGGAGGAUCCGAGGGAGGAUUUCAAGAGGUCGAUGGCGGAGAUGAUUCGGGAGAAGGAGAUGUUCGAGGAGAAGGAUCUGGAGCAGCUGCUGCGCUGCUUUCUGUCCCUGAAUUCCCGGGAUCACCACCCUGUCAUCGUCCAGGCUUUCUCCGAGAUUUGGGAGGACUUAAUUUAAUAUUUAAGUUUAGUCUUAGUUAAUCUCUGCCGUUAAUUAUUAGUUAAUUAUUAUGGCGUUUUCGUCAAACGAGUCGGGAUCCGAUGGUUUUGACUGGACAAAACGGUGUCUUAAUUAGCUAGGCGAGGUGUUGUCUUGUCAAUCAUGCAGGAAAUGGAAAUUCUCAUUCUUGGUUACUACGUGUGCAAGUUGCAACAGUGGAAAGCUGAUGUCUCUCUUGCCCUCAAAGUAGGGUGGUUAUUUGGACCGGGACCGGAUUAAAAACCGGAAACCGGACCAUAUAAUCCGGACCGAGACCGGACCGGGACCAGAUAGUAAACAAUCCAAUCCAAUCUUUGGGCUUAGAUUUGAGGUAAAAAAUCGGAUAAAGACCGGAUAAGAGAGCUCAACACCCAAAACUUAAGGGUAAUUUGCAUAAACGGUCACAAACCUUUGCACUUAGUACAAAACUUAACCAACUCCUCACCCUUUAAGGCCUUAGGCCACUCAAAUCCCACAAUCUCAAUGUAAAAUCAAGACCGAAUUGGGACCGGACCUGAUCAAAACCGGACCGGAUCAAGACCGGACUGUAUCCAAUCCAAUCUUCGGUCCUUAUAUUUUCAAAAAGACCGGACUGGACCGGAUCAAUUUGGGCCAAUUUAACCGGACCGGACCGUAUAGCCACCCCUACCUCAAAGGCUCAAACAGUAUUACUGAGUAGUGAAAUGAAAAACCAGCAUUAGUGGCCGUCACCGCCUUCAAGGUGGCGCGUGAGCCAAUGAAGGGUGUUACAUUAGUGAAAAACAUCUUAGGACUAAUGAUCGGAUCAUCAUUGCAUUCGGUCCAUUUGAUCCGGCUCGAUCCGGUCCAAAUAUGAGUUCGGUCCAUAAUUUCUUCAAUAAUUAUUUAAUUCAAGUGGACCAAGAACUGGACCGUAUUAUACUCAAUUCUGUUCAGGGUCCAAAAUCCAAACUUCAUUUUGAUCAAGUGCGAUCGGUACAGACCGGACCAUUACACACUCCCUAGAAACUAGUUUUAAGUUACUAGGUAGAGGUAAAUGACCUAAUAGGCAGAAUGGGAGCCUAUUAAUAUUGCUAAUGCUUGAGGACAGUUGAACAGCUAGGAGGCUAUGUGUUGUGAUAAUAAUGAUUAUGGUAAUUAAGUAAAUGGUAAAGG
This is a messenger RNA of Linum trigynum, 2167 nucleotides long. NCBI's taxonomy places the organism in Eukaryota, Viridiplantae, Streptophyta, Magnoliopsida, Malpighiales, Linaceae. The record is from the annotation of a GenBank genome assembly.